CGGCUAAUUUAUUUGUUGUCAAAAUCUUAGACAUCGAUCUUACUUUGACAAACUCAUCAAAUAUAUCAGAAGUUGAAGUUUGAUUGAACAAUACUUUUGAUACAAAUAGUAAUAGGAACUUACUGCUAGACUGAAAUCAUUACUGAGAAUUUGGAAAUAUUUAAACGGACACUAAAAUGGCAUCGUUUGUAACCGCUGUUUCUGCAGUAUUAAUCGUAACAAUUUAUUCAGCUCUUUCUGCACCCACCGGUAGCGAUCAUACAGUUGCCUUCUCUGUUGGCCUUUCAAGCACACAAAAUGUAUACAACAAAGACACAAUCGUUUACGGCGAGGUUUUUGUGAACGAUCAUAAUGGAUACAGCACUUCUACUGGAAUAUUUACAUGCCCAGUACCAGGUCUAUAUGUAUUUCAUUUCCACGCGUACAACUCGAAUAAAGACACGAUAAUGUGGCUCGACCUUCUACACAAUGAUCGUGCCAUGGUAAGUGUUAGUGGCUACAACUCACACACCGUAGGAAGUCAGACUGUGAUGCUGAAAUUACGUCAAGGUGACCGGGUUCAGAUCCAGUCUAAAGAAUCACAAGAAUUCACGUUGUUUGGUCUACAAGAGCAGAUUUAUUCAACGUUUACGGGCUAUAUCCUACACCCUGAUGUAAACCAGCACAUGCAUGAUUCUGGUCCAAUACCCGUUGGAAAAUAGAUAGACAAAAACAUUUAAAUACAACAAAAUCAUUUGAUUUUUAAUAUUACCUAUGUUUAUAUAAAUAUUGUUAAAUCUUCAGCAUAUGUUUAAAAUUUGUUGUAACUGUUUUUUUUUAUAUUAUAUUUUAAUUUUCCAUUAUGUAAAGGAAUAGAAUCACCCAUAGGAAUGCAACCUAUAUUUUUCGUUGAACAAAAACUAAAGUUCUAAGUUACAAGCUUAAUUUGUGAUAGAAAUAGAUGUCAAUAUAAUAGUGCAAACUAAAGAAAAUUUGUCGCAAAGAUACUUAAGUUUCUAAAACAAACCAAUCGACUUUAUAAAUUUAUAUAUAGAUUGUUAUAUAAUAUGUUAGUUUAUAUCUUACAGUUAGACACGUAACAAUUUUAGCCUUAUCUUAAUCCAGGUGUUUAUUUGUCCAUGCUUCUUUUCUACUUUAAAUCGUUUACAAUAAUCUGGAAAUGCUAUUUUUCUUUUACUUUAAUAGCAAACGCUUUCAAACGCACGUAAAAGUUAAAGUUUUUUGACAUAUCAGGUUUCUACCGCAUAAUUUGCUUCGGGAAUGGAUUAAAAUCCCAUACCAUAAUAGGAUUAAAAUCCCAUAUCAUAAUAUGGUUAAUUGGGAAACUUGACUAAAAUUGUACAAUACUACAACCUUACGUUAAGUUAUAUAUGUUAUUAUUCUAUGAAUAAUCAAAAAGCAAAAUUUAAGAAUAUCGCCUUUAUCUUUAUGCAUUCGAUUAUUCCACACCAAAAAUAGUGCAAAAGCAACUGACACGGCAAAUAUGAGACUGUUUCCGACUCACUUUCAAUCUGUUCUUUUUAUAUUUGCUUACUCUUAUCUUUUAAAUAAAACCAUUCAGAUAAGUUUUUUUGGGCAUUUAUCUAUUGCUAAUGAUCAAAGUUUGUGAAUAUCAUUUAAACAUUCACUGUCAACAUCAAUUCAGUCAAACGUACAUUAGACUUUGAGAUAAAAAGUUAUUUUGUUAAAUUUUUCUAGUGUAAUUAAGAGAGUUGUGACAUUAUUCAAAACCAUGAAUAAAAUUUUGUAAUAAUAUAAUUGUAUCUUAUUAGUUUUACAUUAAUAUCAAUAAAAGAGGUGUAUGAUUAUAUAUCAGUUAUAUAUCUAUAGUAAUAAAUCGUUUAAUAAAUUUGUUUCACUUGUU
This is a messenger RNA of Ruditapes philippinarum (Manila clam), 1864 nucleotides long. Its product is annotated as complement C1q-like protein 4. NCBI's taxonomy places the organism in Eukaryota, Metazoa, Mollusca, Bivalvia, Venerida, Veneridae. The coding region runs from base 177 to 701 and encodes 174 amino acids. Gene Ontology annotation, molecular function: protein binding. The transcript is spliced from 4 exons. The record is from RefSeq and is a predicted model, not a curated record.